AAUGAGACUAUCCCACAAUAAGUUAAGAUCAGUAACGCGUGACGAUGAAUGAAUUUGCCUCUGUUGUUUUGUUUGUAUCCCUAGCACAGUUUUUCGAAGAGGUCACGAGUGAGCUGGUCUACCUGCAAGCAGUAUGCAGACAUGGAGAUCGUGCGCCUAUUGAGUUCCACCCAAACUAUCAACAUAUUGAAAAGUGGAAUAUGGGAAGAGGCAGACUGACUGAAAAGGGCAUGGACCAAUGCUACUUGAACGGAAGGAUGUACAGAAAUCAUUACCAGAAAUUGUUCAGUGAACCAUAUAACCCCAACGAGAUGAUAAUUCAGAGUUCGCAUAUUGACCGAACCAUAACAAGUGGGCAAUCGUUUGCAGCUGGGUUCCUUGGAUCGGGUUACUUGCCGGAAGUUUCCAAUACCGGAAAAUAUGUGCCAUAUCCUGUUCAUUCCAUAUCUGAUGAAGUCGAUUAUUAUCUUGCUGGCGCAGGAAGAAUCUGUGCACAGCUAAUCUCAAUCUUCGAAGAUUACACAGCUUCGCAACACUACUCGUUGUUUGUCGCCGAAAACCAAGAGAAAAUAGGUCAUGUGUGUGAAAAGGCAGGUUACCCUUUGAAAGAGUGGAGUCUAACGUCUGUGUGUCGCCUGGCUGACACCUUUACGUGUGACAAAGCACAUGGUUUGAGUUUACCCGACUGGUUGGACGAGGAUACGUGGCAAACUAUCUUGAACAUAUCACAAAAGGCAAGAGAGCUGAGACUGACUUACCCAGGAGUCAAAACAUACCAAGUGGGCGGAGGAGGCUUCAUUCAUCUGCUACUUGAAAACUUGAGGGGAUUUGUCAAUGGAACACAAAAUGAAACAGUUUUCAACCUCUAUUACGCCCACGACAAUACCUUGCUGGGAUUUCUGACCAAUUUGAAUUACGACGACUUGCGGUCGAAUCCGGUUUAUACAAGUUGCAUCAACAUAGAACUUCACUACACGAAUGAUCGAUUUUUAGUUGACGUUCUGUACAAGAACGAGAGUGAAAGUAUGACCAUGCAUAGACUGGUGCCUUGGGGAUGUCCUCAGAAUGAGUCAUGUCUGCUGGAGAAUUUCUUCAUAUCCAUGGAGGGUCUGGAGAACCCUGACCCAGCUGCCGCCUGUAGACCCACAGACAUAGUGAUCCAGUUGACAUUCACUGCAUCUCAUCUUGUGGUUCUAUCAGUAAGCUCAUGCAUACUUCUCAUCACUCUGCUCACUCUGGCCUACGCGUGUGGACUGAAUAGAGCGACUAACAAACUAGCUCCGAAGAAAAGGGGAGUACACUACGCUCCUCUCAAGUUCAUGAGCGACCUGUGAGUGUCUAUCGGGCUCUUGGAAUAAAACCAAGAAUCGAAGUAACUGUCUAUUCUUGUAGUAAACUGUAUUGCUCUAUUCAAGUAUAAGUAGCAGCCAAUUCCAUGCGACUAUUGGAUAUCUGUCGAAAGCAUAAGCGAUGCGCUAUCCCGGACGAAGCAACAACAAUAAAAGUAUCUAUGCAUUUUGUUGCGAAAAAUCAUUCAUUUUUGGUAUAUUCAGUGGUGUUAGUUGUGGACGAAAAAUCUGUUAUCCAACAAAGCGAAGAACGAUGAAAGUUAUACUACUGAUGUAACACAAAACAUGUAUGUACAGGUGCUUUAAGUAUAUCCAUCAAAACUAUAGAAAAAUGUGUGGUCUUGUUGAUUAAGUUUUCCCUCCAGUAUCAAAUCAAAAUUAUCUCAAUUUCUGUCGCAAUCAUUUUACAUAGUCGUGAUGAUUUUCUUAUGUUUCCAGAAAAAGGUUUAAAAUUUGCUGAGGCUCAUAUUUACUUUUUCGCUAUUUGACGUAUGAUUUUUUUAAAAGGAAGUUGAGUUA
Molecule: messenger RNA, 1868 nt
Organism: Symsagittifera roscoffensis
Lineage: Eukaryota; Metazoa; Xenacoelomorpha; Acoela; Convolutidae
Product: testicular acid phosphatase homolog
Exons: 9
Coding region: 45-1334 (429 amino acids)
Biological process (GO): dephosphorylation
Molecular function (GO): phosphatase activity
Source: RefSeq, a predicted model, not a curated record